UAACACAAAUCUUUUAUUUUAGGUAUCCCAAUAUUUUUCGGUUUAUUCCCCGAACUUUUAUCAACACUAUCCAUAGCAAAAUUAGCCAUUAUGAUUUAUUUCUUUGUGAUAUUUUUUUGGUGUUUCGCCGGAAGCCUUUACACAUUAAAUUCGUUCGUUUGGUCGCUUUUGGAGGAGUACCCAAAAUUGGCCAAAUUAAAAAUUUUAAUCUGUUCCGUUUUCUGCGUGGGUUGUUUCCUCCUAAACUUAUUAAUCCUUCGCACUAAUUUAGAAAGCAUUUACGAAACUUGGAUCCACAAUACUUGCAUCGUCGUCAAAGUAGCUUUACUAUUCUUCACACUUCUCGGAAUAUUUUUAUAUUCACUAAAUAGAAUCGCAAACGAUUACCAUUUUACUUACGGACAAAAACUUCACCCACUUUGGUUACACGGAAUUAAAGUCGCGAUGCUUUCGAUAAUGGUCAUAGUCAUUUUAAGAUUAACUUUUGCCCCUAUAAAAAAGAGAUUGGUGGAUAUCGUCGUGAUUUUAAGCGUUACUUUACCUACCAUAAUCGGUGCAAUUAUUGUUGUUGUUAAAUAUAAAACUGGUGGUGCUUCGAGUGUUAUCGCGCCCGAUCCUUCAUGGGGACCCACCAGUUUUAAAAAGAAAGUUGCUCGGAGUCGUUUUGACGCUAAAAGAGAACUUCGUUAUCGAUCUGCCAUUCAAAAAUGCAAACACGCUUGUUUAUUGAAUUCAUCAACGUUAGCAGCUGAAAUUAAAUAUUGGAAUAAUAAAAGAAAACUAGCUUAUGAGUUCGAUUCGUGA
Molecule: messenger RNA, 804 nt
Organism: Onthophagus taurus
Lineage: Eukaryota; Metazoa; Arthropoda; Insecta; Coleoptera; Scarabaeidae
Source: RefSeq, a predicted model, not a curated record